ACGAAGUACAGUGCAUCGCUAUAAUUCAUUAAUACAUCAUAAAUCGUGAAGCACAGGGUUAUAACGACCACGAUCCACAAAUCAAGCCCUCCAAAAUCACCCAAAUGAGCUCGUACUUUGUAAACUCCUUCUCGGGGCGUUAUCCAAAUGGCCCGGACUAUCAGUUGCUAAAUUAUGGCAGUGGCAGCUCUCUGAGCGGCUCUUACAGGGAUCCCGCUGCCAUGCACACCGGCUCUUACGGCUACAAUUACAAUGGCAUGGACCUCAGCGUCAACCGCUCCUCGGCCUCCUCCAGCCACUUUGGGGCGGUGGGCGAGGGCUCGCGCGCCUUCCCCGCGCCCGCGCAGGAGCCCCGCUUCAGGCAGGCGGCGUCGAGCUGCUCCCUGUCCUCGCCCGAGUCCCUGCCCUGCACCAACGGCGACAGCCACGGCGCCAAGCCCUCUGCUUCGUCCCCCUCCGACCAGGCGGCCCCGGCCAGCUCCAGCGCCAAUUUCACCGAAAUAGACGAGGCCAGCGCGUCCUCGGAGCCCGAGGAAGCGGCGAGCCAGCUCGGCAGCCCCAGCCUGGCUCGGGCGCAGCCAGAGCCCAUGGCCACCUCCACAGCCGCGCCCGAGGGGCAGACUCCGCAGAUAUUCCCCUGGAUGAGGAAGCUUCACAUCAGCCAUGAUAUGACCGGGCCGGACGGGAAGAGGGCCCGGACCGCGUACACGCGCUACCAGACGCUGGAGCUGGAGAAGGAGUUCCACUUCAACCGCUACCUGACGCGGCGAAGGCGCAUCGAGAUCGCCCACGCGCUCUGCCUGUCCGAGCGCCAGAUCAAGAUCUGGUUCCAGAACCGGCGCAUGAAGUGGAAGAAAGACAACAAACUGAAAAGUAUGAGCCUGGCCACAGCCGGCAGCGCCUUCCAGCCCUGAGCCGGCCCGGAGGGGCGCCCCGCCACCCCCAGCCCCGUUCCGGCCACUCCUCCCCUGCGCUGCCGCCGCCGCCGGCUGGGGACCGCUUCCCACGAGCCUGCCUCGCCCUGGCCUUGUGUGACAGUUUUUCGUUCCGUCUUAGCUCGUCCUGUGACUCCCUCUCUCUCCUGGACUGGUUAUCUUGUUAUUAUUGUUAAUAAUAAUAUUAUUUUCCCCUCCAUGCCCCCCAGUCCCCUUGGCUCGCCCCAACCCGCUCGUUCCUCUGUCUGGUCUGUGGUGACAACUCCUUCCCCCCAUCCCCACCUCCCUGGAAAAAAAAAAAAGAAGAGAAAGAAAUUCGCAUGUGUAAUGUGAACUUUCCCCUCUCCCCGUCUGUGUUCUAACUUAUUUAUAAAAGGAUGAUGGCUGUAUUUGAGUUUCAUCUCGAAACUUCUCUAAGGGGCUGCAGUUGAAGCGGGGGUAGGGUCACAGCAGCGCCGGGGCCCAGCUGAGCUGGCCUCUGACAUGGAGUCCAUGAUUGUGUGUGUUCCCAUCCUCCUCUUCCUCCUCCCUCCCUCCCUCCCCACUCCCCAGGCCCCAGGCCCCAGGCUCCCAACAGCUUGGUCCUUGGGUGGGCAGGGGCCAGGGAGAACCUAAGGGGUGCUGUGGAGAAGACAGUAGGAAAAUAGAGAUUGCCGCCUGGGUAGGCCCCACAAGGCCUGCUCUGGGAGUGUACAGGAACAGGACUAAUCCUCGGUGUGAAAUGUCUCUGUGAAUGCGUGGGUCUGGCAGGAGGGCCCAGAGCGUACAAAUAUGGGGCUAGUCUGGGUCAGACGCAUCUGCAUCUCUUCCUCUCUGCCCAUUUCGCUUCCAAGACCCCGUCUGGGGAGCGGGUGGUUGCUGUAGUCCGUGUGAAAUCUGCCUUUGCUGGCCCGUCUCAGUGAUUUGUUUUUGGUAUUUGUUUGUAGCUUUCCUGGAAGUUGAAUAAAUGUU
This is a messenger RNA of Lepus europaeus (European hare), 1886 nucleotides long. RefSeq names its product homeobox B5 (gene HOXB5). Gene Ontology annotation, biological process: regulation of transcription by RNA polymerase II; anterior/posterior pattern specification. Gene Ontology annotation, cellular component: nucleus. The transcript has 2 exons. The record is from RefSeq and is a predicted model, not a curated record. The coding region runs from base 105 to 914 and encodes 269 amino acids. Lineage: Eukaryota; Metazoa; Chordata; Mammalia; Lagomorpha; Leporidae. Gene Ontology annotation, molecular function: DNA-binding transcription factor activity, RNA polymerase II-specific; RNA polymerase II cis-regulatory region sequence-specific DNA binding.